Molecule: messenger RNA, 850 nt
Organism: Tremella mesenterica DSM 1558
Lineage: Eukaryota; Fungi; Basidiomycota; Tremellomycetes; Tremellales; Tremellaceae
Product: thiol-specific antioxidant protein 1
Exons: 4
Coding region: 69-650 (193 amino acids)
Biological process (GO): cellular response to stress; cell redox homeostasis; response to oxidative stress
Cellular component (GO): cytosol
Molecular function (GO): thioredoxin peroxidase activity
Source: RefSeq, a predicted model, not a curated record
CUUUCUUCUUCCACAACCACAACCACUUGCCAUUUCUAUAACAGGACAAAGUACAAAAGAUCACAACCAUGUCACCUCAGAUCCAAAAACCAGCACCCGACUUCGCAGGGACAGCCGUGAAAGAAGGUUCUUUCGAUGAGAUCAAACUUGCGGAUUUCAAAGGGAAAUGGGUAGUCUUAGUCUUCUACCCAAUGGACUUUACUUUCGUCUGCCCUACCGAGAUCCUCGCUUUCAACAAGGCCCUUCCUCAAUUCGCCGCAAUCGACGCAGAGGUCAUUUGCGUUUCUACCGAUUCCGAAUUCACUCAUCUCGCUUGGAGUCAGACUCCUCGUCAGGAAGGUGGUUUAGGACCUGAUCUCAAGUUGACCUUGCUCGCCGACCGUUCUCACGCCGUCGCCAAAGCCUACGGAGUACUCCUCCCCGAAGAAGGUAUAGCUCUCCGAGGAACAUUCUUCAUCGACCCCAAAGGUAUCCUCCGCGCAUCUCACAUCCACGAUCUCCCCGUCGGUCGUUCGGUAGAAGAAACCGUUCGUGUGGUCAAAGCGUUCCAAUUCACAGACGAACAUGGUGAAGUUUGUCCAGCAGGAUGGGAAGAAGGAAAAGAGACUAUUGAUACUAGUAACAAACUAGCUUAUUUCAGUAAGCAGUGAGCUUUGUCUUUAAUAUCUUCCCAUUUGCCGUUGAUCUUAUUCGUGGGAGUUGGACGAUAAAUCUCUUCUUUGGUGUUGGAUCUUGUGAAACAUUGGUUAGAGAGGAGAAUGAGGUUGGAUGUUGGAUGUGUCAAGGGAAAGAAGGGGAUACAGGUAGAUUUAGAAUUAAAGUGCAUGGAUGUUUAUUUGUUUUUUGUCAC